This is a messenger RNA of Paramecium sonneborni, 255 nucleotides long. The record is from the annotation of a GenBank genome assembly. Lineage: Eukaryota; Ciliophora; Oligohymenophorea; Peniculida; Parameciidae.
AUGGAUAAAGAAAACUUACUAAUGAUAUUUAAAUCAUAAAGUGGCAAUAUUUUUGGCGCUUACACUCCUUUAAAGUGGAUUUAUGUAGAUAAAUACAUAACUGAUCCUUCAUGUAAUUCAUUUUUAUUUUCAUACACUCACAAGUCUAUACAUUAAAAUAAAAAGGAUGAAAUUGCAUUGGAUAUACGGAGAGAUGAUGGUCCUCGUUUUAGUGUAGAUUUAAAUUUAGAUGGUGAUUUUGAAAAUGGAUAUUGA